GGAAAGACAGACUGGGAGGGACUUGGGUGCAGGGUGUGUCAGUCUUUAUAUAAAAAAAGUUUGUGCCCAUGAUCUCAACUCACAUCCCUCUUUUCCAUUCACUUGAGCUACACAAGUUUCUUUACAAAUCUGCCACAAUGCCACAACUCUGCCAGGCAAUGAAGCUUCUUAGGGACGUCUUUGACAAGUACGCUGGACAAGAUGGAAACAAGACUUUGAGCAAGCUUGAACUUUCAAAACUACUCCACACUGAAUUUCCUGGACCUGGCGGCGCUAACAUGGAUAGAUUCUAUGCAGCUCUGGAUAACGAUGGUGAUGGUGCUGUUGAUUUCAAGGAAUUUGUCACCUUUGUAGCAGCCCUCACUGUAAUGAUGGAGGAUCAAUAAAUCAUUGAAGCAAAAUGUCUUUUUGAUUUUUUUUUGCCUGAUUGGAUUUGUACUGAAUAUAAAUUGCUGAAAUAUCAUGUUCUCAUGUAUUGAAGACACAUGUUGUAAUACCUUGUUCUGAAAAGGAAAAUUUGUUUUUACACACACAGAUGGGUCUAAAUGUUGUUGUGAGGUACUUCAAAUGUCUUCAAAAGUUAGAGUUCAUGUCAUUUUUAACACAUUUUAAAAGUCUGAAGUGGCUGUUUUCUCUCUUUUUCAUCUUUUUGUUGACAGAGGAAAUAAAAUUUUGACACAUUA
Messenger RNA from Notolabrus celidotus (New Zealand spotty), 683 nucleotides. RefSeq names its product protein S100-G-like. NCBI's taxonomy places the organism in Eukaryota, Metazoa, Chordata, Actinopteri, Labriformes, Labridae. The coding region runs from base 69 to 386 and encodes 105 amino acids. The transcript is spliced from 3 exons. The record is from RefSeq and is a predicted model, not a curated record. Gene Ontology annotation, molecular function: calcium ion binding.